Exaiptasia diaphana is the source of this 2200-nucleotide messenger RNA. RefSeq lists its product as uncharacterized. Gene Ontology annotation, cellular component: voltage-gated potassium channel complex. Gene Ontology annotation, molecular function: delayed rectifier potassium channel activity. NCBI's taxonomy places the organism in Eukaryota, Metazoa, Cnidaria, Anthozoa, Actiniaria, Aiptasiidae. The coding region runs from base 100 to 1707 and encodes 535 amino acids. The record is from RefSeq and is a predicted model, not a curated record. Gene Ontology annotation, biological process: potassium ion transmembrane transport. The transcript is spliced from 7 exons.
UAACGUUAAUUGGCGAACCCUUUUCUUCCUAGCUCGCUCAUAAUCGUUGCUAGUAAAUGGUAAACUACGAGAAGAACGMCGUCAAAAAACUACGCGUGAAUGAGUGAAAGUUUCAUUUCAAGGACAAAAGGCAUGAAAGGGGUAUUCGUUUUCAUGACAUUUCUUUCUUUUCAAAUUUCUUCCUCAAAUUCGUUAUCAAUCGAUGAGAAAUGUCAACUACACAACCAAACRAUUCGAGUGUAUUUCUGGGAUAAGCAACCUUAUAUUUACCAGUCUUCGCCACAAGAUUCCAGGCCAAAAGGAUUUUUUGUUCUUAUUAUUAAGGAAGCUUUGAAGAACUGUUGCGUGGCAACGCCUAAUAUUGAAUUUGUCAAAGAAAAAUCAGGACCAGCAGGACUCCAAGGACUUCUGGAUGGUGGAUUGUUUGAUCUAUUAGUCCCUGUCCAUGGGUUACCAGAGUCAUCAAGUAUACGUGGAUCUCCUUUUAUUGGCAUUGCCCAGUCAGCGGGUGCAGCAGUGUUAAUGCCGUCCAACGCUUCUGGUACAAAGCUACUUUUAUCAGUGUUAAAGGCUUGGCCUAUUUUAGUGUUUAUCAUUGUAUCAGCGUUAUUGGCUGGCGUACUUAUGUGGAUAUUGGAGAAAAAUGGCAAGUUUAAUCAGUUUUCCGAGAGCUUUUGUUUGGGUAUAUUUGAAGGCUUUUGGUGGGCUUUUUGCACUAUGACGACGGUUGGGUAUGGUGACAGGGCUCCUAAGACAGUAGUUGGUAAAAUAUUAGGAAGUAUCUGGAUGUUGGUUGGUGUGAUUAUCGUAACUAUGUUCAUYAGUAUCAUAACGACAUCGCUUACCACWGCCAGCUACGCACAAUAUACAGAUAUAAGACAAAUGACGGUUUCUGUUGUGAAUCAGAGUGCAGAACACACGUUAGCAAUACGAAGUAAUAGUAAAACAAUCAUCGCUUCUCACAACCAGCAGCAAGCAUUUGAUAGGAUGAUAAAUCGUGACGUCGAAGCAUCAUUGGUUGAUACCCAUGCAUUAAAACAUCAUAUGCCAAGAUUAGCAAGCAAACAGCAUAUUGUCGUAGCAACGGUAGUUACCAACCACGUCAGCUAUGGCGUACUGUUGCCUAGCAACGGCUCCUCAAAGCUAGAGACAUGUUUCCGUCGUUUUAUGGAUGUCCAAGAAGUGUGGAGAUUUGAACUUCUAAGAAAAGGCGUUGGAGGCAAAAAGAUCCAAAUAACACCAGCACAAGACUAUUUUGGUAGUGGAGGUAUAUUCAGUAUUUCAGUUUAUUCGGGUUUGGCUUUGUUCUUUUUGUCAAUCAUCAUUGGGCUUAUCUGGGAGUAUCGAAAACCAACAAAACAGGACAAGAAAUCGCAUCAUGUCAAGCAGCCCAGUCUACAGACGAGUAAAGAAACUUCAGAUACAGAUGUAUCAACGUCAGGAAGGAAAGUCCCAGUCAAUUCAGUUAGUGGAACUGCUACCAUAGAGCAGUUAAAACGACCGCAUGUGAAUAAACCUCAGAUAAGAGUCUCUCCUCCCACCCUCCCUGAGUCCGGUGACACGCCUUGGGAGAAGCUUAUAGCAAGACAGAAAAUGGAGGUCAUGAACUUAGAAAAUGAUUUUUACAGAUUUGAAAGAGAAUGGGAGAAACGUUAUCAGGAUCUGCAAAUGAAGCAAAACACAUUAGGAAGGAGUCAUGUCACUUAAACRUAUCAAUUAUUUAUUACCAAGAAACGACAAUCCAUCGAAGGAAAUGUUAUGGUCCAUUCAAUCACACACAGAGCGGAAAGGAAGAUAGACUGGUCUCUAGAGGACAGCGUGUCUAAGCACUGACGGCCCCUUUCACUUGUUGACUAWCUAGAAUGAAUGAAUGAAUAAACCUUUAUUUAUUAUAAAGCUUAGGGUGGCCAUCAGUUGCAUGUGCACUUCUGUUAUCAAUGGGAGCUCUGGCCACGAUAAAGCUAUAAAAUAUAAUAUAAAAAUCUACGGAACUAAACUAUAAAAUACUGUCAUAUAAUUAUAAUUAGGUAAUAAAAAAACAUACAUAAAUAUAUAUAUAUAUAAAGAACGAUGUAUAGAACUCUAGCUUAGAUCAGUAACCACACUAUUUCACAUUGCAAAUGUAAAUAAGUAUCAUUGAAUAGAGUCCGGAGGUCACACAGUGAAUAUAGAGAAAAAAAUAAAAAAAAAGUGGAAGUCU